GAACAUGCUCCGUCUUGAACUUUAAAGACCAAGUGUCUCUGUGAGUGUGUGUGUUUCUGCUAUGUGUGUGUUAUUAAUAGAGCUUAGAGGACGGACCGAGAAAUGUUUCACAGGUGGUCAGAAACAUGGUUUGAGUUACCAGCAGCCUCAGACGCUUACAUCAGGAAAACUCUCUAACCCUCUCCCCUCUGUUUGUUAUUGUGGUGUGCUUAUAAUUGAGUUCCACAUGCAGGGAAAAAAGGCUAAUAUCCAAACAGUGUCCUCUAGGAGAAAUGUAUUCAGUGUGUCAAAUCCAUAUACUUUACUCUGGAUGUGCACCUGGAAACAGGUUCACAUUCUUUCAGCCCUCAGAUAGGAAGUAUUUAUCAAAAUGAGCUGGCUGUGGUUUGAAUCCAUUGCAUAAACUAAACGGAGGGUAGGGAGGCGUUAUUCCUCCUGCUGAACCUGCUUGGUGCUGCUCAUCUAAUUUUAACCCGCCAGUUCAAAGCGCACACGCACUGAAAGCAACGUUACAAAUCGAGAAGGACGCAACGUGUCUGCAGUGGGACCUUGUGCCACAGGAAAUAUAGAUUACUGCUUUCUUAGAGUAUCAGGAUUACAAGGUUCAACGACCUAAAGAUGAGUGAUCGUACUCGAGCCUCCAGCGUGAGACAGCAUGUCCACUGUGAUUCCUGCUACAGUCGGCGCUGCAGGGCUCGGGUGGAGGUCUCUGUUUGCUGCGCUGUCAUCCCCUGCCGCCUGCUCUGUGGAGCUGUCUUCCACCUGUGCAAAGAGGAGGACCACCUGCUGCUCUGCCCCAACGUGAGGGUGCCCUGCCUCAACGCUGGGUUCGGCUGCCCGCUCCACAUGCCUCGCUCCUCACAGGCAUCUCACCUCCAGGUGUGCCCUGCCAGCCUGGUGUGUUGCUCCAUGGAGUGGAUCCGGUGGCCGAUUGACGAAACAAACCCUCACAGCGAAAUAGCCCUGCAGGAGAACGUGCUGAAGGAAAGUGAAGGGCAGGAGCAGCCUCUAGACCUCGCCAUGGCCCUGGUGGAUCAGACAGACCUUUAUGAACGCCUGGAAAUGAAUCCUAUCUAUCCAGAGUUGAUGGAGGCAGAAGAGGAGGAGAAAAAGAAGGAGAAUAAAGAAGAGGCUGCAAUGGGAGGGUUUGUUAACAGUGACACAGACACAGCUACUAAUGAAGAAAGCAACUCGUGUGGGAGUAAUGUUGUUGAACAGAACGGAUUAGGGCAAAUCUCAGGCCCCUUCAAAGGGACAAACAACCUGUGUGACAUGAUGUUCAGCAUGGAGAGAGGCGGCUGUGCUGCUGCUCAGGCAAACCAAGACAAUCCCAAACAAAACCCAAAGCCCGAAGAGAAGGACACAGAGAAAAAGGAAGCGGCUGCAGACACAGGUCAAAGAGGUCACGCCCCGUGGCAGGAGGGGGUGAUGGAGCGUCUGGGGAACGAGCUCACCCCGCAGGAGUUCAACAUGUACAUGGUGCAUCAUGGCAGCAUGCUGCUUGCCUUCGGGAAAAUCAAGGCCUGCACAGCAAGGGAGGACGAUUUUGUCUACGGCAGCCUGGAGCCAAUUCCAGUCCAAACCCUGCACUCCUUCAAGAUCCCCGACAGCUAUCACUACAGUGGGCGGAGGGUUCAUUACUAUGACUCGACUCGACCUCCGAGCGAGCCCCGCAGUGUGGACACAUCGGACCUCAAGGUCGAUGAAGAGGACUGGUUCAGUGAUGAAGCUGCCGCCACCCUGCUGGGCUACGCUGAGAUAGAGGUCAAGGGUCACAAGAUCAGUGAGUCCAAUGCCGCCGAUGGGAUUUAUGUGGAUGUAGGAACGCAGACGCACUCGUUCCGCAAGGCUCCGUUUAAAGCGAAGACGACCCUGGCGGAAGCGAUGGUGGACCGGCCGCUGAAGCUCCUUCUCCAGCUGCAGUCAGAGAGAGUGAGCGGCAGGAACACCAGAGCCGGCUGUGCCUUCACCUUUCUCUGCGGUCACACCUUCCACCGCAGAGAGUUCGCCACACAUUUCAGGAACGUCCACAGUGACAUCCAGACGAGUCUGAGUGGAUGGUUCGAGCAGAGAUGCCCCCUAUCAUACCUGGGAUGCACCUUCAGCCAGAAGAGGUUUCAGCCCUCCACACAUAAUGCCACCGUCUCCUACAAUCAGCAGCUCAGGAUUUUCAACUUGCGUCCGACACUCGCAGCCUCAGAAGGUGACACCUCCCAGUCGUCCAGGAGCUCAGAGGACCCCUCCACCACUCAGAGGAAGAGAGGAGGUCGGAAAGGGGGAGAUGGGGAAGACUCUCUGAGCAUACUGCCCUUUGAGGUGCUUUGCCACAUGGCCAGUUUCCUGGACAGUCUGUCUCUGUCCCAGCUGGCUCUGGUGUCCCAGCUGAUGAGGCAGGUGAGCUCCUCUCUGCUGCAGGAGAGAGGCAUGGUCACCCUCCGCUGGGAGAAGAAGACAUACUCACAUGGAGGAGCCAAGUGGAGGGCCAAACCUGUAUGGGAGUUCAGUCACUUGUUCUCCUCAGUGGAAUCAUGGCAUAUGGCAGAUGUCCCUCCAAUAUCUGCCCACCUCAAAGUCUGCCCUUACUAUAAGACCUCUCUGAGCAUUGAGCCUGUCCCCCUGCCCAGCAUCAGUGACAAACAGGAGUGCAAGAAGGAGAGGCUUAGCCUCGUCAACCAAGUCACAGGAAGCAAUUGGCAACACUGAAAAUAAUGCUUUUAGUUGUAGCCUAUACCUGCUGUCAGAAUGUAUUUGGGUUUUAUUGUCACUGAUGGCCGAUUACUCUGCACAACUAAAGGGACGAUGUCCAUAAUGUCAUUAAUAAUCAUGUGCUUUGAGCACCAGGAAAAGCGCUAUAUAAAUAAUAUGUAUUAUUAUUAUUUAGCAAACAGAGCCAAUACAUUCAAUACAUUUGAACUUGUACAGUUGUUCUUGUAUUGUCGUAUAAGCAUCACUCCGCCCAGAGAUUGUUCAACAAGAAUGAUAUAAAUAUCACCUUUGCCCUAAAGGAAUAUGUGUCACGGUAGAGCGAAGGAAGCAGGACCCAAAUGCAGAUUAAACUGAUAUACUUUUAAUAGAACUUGGACAGACAGAACACUCACCGGUGAACACAGUCACAUACAAACGAAAGACGAACCGACAAAGACAGACAGAAAAACCAGAACUUAAAUACACACAAGACUAAUCACACAAACAAGACACAGGUGAGGAGGGAGGAGAAAACACAGAGGCACCAGGUGAACACAAUCGGGUAAUCAGAGAGGGAAAACAGACAGAAAGCAACAGGCAGAAAAACGGGGGUGAACAAUUUACAAAAUAAAACAGGAAAC
Gymnodraco acuticeps is the source of this 3326-nucleotide messenger RNA. RefSeq names its product F-box only protein 40-like. The transcript is spliced from 10 exons. The coding region runs from base 619 to 2703 and encodes 694 amino acids. Gene Ontology annotation, cellular component: cytoplasm. Gene Ontology annotation, molecular function: zinc ion binding; protein binding; ubiquitin protein ligase activity. NCBI's taxonomy places the organism in Eukaryota, Metazoa, Chordata, Actinopteri, Perciformes, Bathydraconidae. The record is from RefSeq and is a predicted model, not a curated record.